This is a messenger RNA of Penicillium odoratum, 3195 nucleotides long. RefSeq names its product ribosome biosynthesis protein KRE33. The record is from RefSeq and is a predicted model, not a curated record. The coding region runs from base 1 to 3195 and encodes 1064 amino acids. Lineage: Eukaryota; Fungi; Ascomycota; Eurotiomycetes; Eurotiales; Aspergillaceae. Gene Ontology annotation, biological process: rRNA acetylation involved in maturation of SSU-rRNA. Gene Ontology annotation, molecular function: ATP binding; tRNA binding; 18S rRNA cytidine N-acetyltransferase activity. The transcript has 2 exons. Gene Ontology annotation, cellular component: nucleolus; 90S preribosome.
AUGCCGCGCAAGGCGAUUGACUCGCGAAUCCCCGCUCUGAUCCGAAAUGGCGUCCAAGAAAAGAAGCGCAGCUUCUUUGUGGUUGUUGGUGACCGCGCCAAAGAUGUGAUCGUGCAUCUUCACUAUAUCAUGUCCAGCGUGGAUGUGAAGCAGAACAAGUCUGUUCUUUGGGCCUACAAGAAGGAUCUGCUGGGCUUUACCAGUCACCGCAAGAAGCGCGAAGCAAAGAUCAAGCGAGAAGUCAAGCACGGUAUUCGGGAACCCAACCAGGAGGACCCAUUUGAGUUGUUCAUCACCCUCAACCAAAUCCGCUAUGUCUACUACAAGGAAACAGAGAAGAUUCUGGGUAACACCUACGGCAUGUGCAUUCUCCAGGACUUUGAAGCCAUGACCCCGAACCUUUUGGCCCGCACAGUCGAGACAGUCGAGGGUGGUGGUAUGGUGUUGUUGCUGCUCAAGAGCAUGAGUAGUCUGAAGCAAUUGUACACGUUGUCCAUGGAUAUUCACUCCCGCUACCGAACAGAGGCGCACGAUGAUGUUGUUGCUCGCUUUAACGAGCGCUUCAUCUUGUCUCUGGGAAGCUGUGACUCCUGCUUGGUUGUUGAUGACGAGUUGAACGUGCUGCCUAUCUCCGGCGGUAAAAACGUCAAGCCGCUCCCUCCCCCCGAAUCCACCGACGAGUCGAGCUCCGGCACAAAGAAGGAAUUGAAGGAAAUUAAAGAGAGCCUGGCUGACGCGAAGCCUAUUGGCCCCCUGGUGAACCUUGCUAAGACCGUGGAUCAAGCAAAGGCGCUCUUGACAUUUGCCGAUGCGAUCGCCGAGAAGACACUGAAGAGCACUGUUACUCUGACUGCCGGUCGUGGACGAGGAAAGUCUGCUGCUCUUGGUGUUGCAAUUGCAGCAGCCAUCGCCCACGGAUACAGCAAUAUUUUCAUCACUUCACCGAGCCCCGAGAACUUGAAGACCUUGUUUGAGUUUGUGUUCAAGGGCUUCGAUGCUCUGGGUUAUCUCGAUCACGUCGACUACACCAUUCUCCAGUCGACUAACCCCGAUUUCAACAAGGCGAUUGUCAGAGUCAACAUUCACCGCAACCACCGUCAGACCAUUCAAUACAUCCAGCCGCAGGACGCCCAUGUCCUUGGACAGGCUGAGCUCUUGGUCAUUGAUGAGGCUGCUGCCAUUCCCCUGCCAUUGGUGCGCAAGCUGAUGGGUCCCUACCUCAUCUUCAUGGCCUCCACCAUCAACGGUUAUGAAGGAACCGGUCGUUCGCUAUCUCUGAAGUUGAUCCAACAGCUUCGUGAACAAUCCCGAGGUGGUCUCAAGAGCAAUGACGACACAGAUGUAGCAGACCGCAGCACCGGCAAGGCUUCGAAGAACGCAGACAAGAACCUCGGCGGCCGUUCUCUUCGAGAGAUCACCCUCGCAGAGCCGAUUCGUUACGCCCCGGGAGAUUCUGUUGAGAAGUGGUUGAACAAGGUCCUGUGCCUUGAUGCGACUCUUCCCAAGUCUCGUAUGAACACCCAAGGUUGCCCGCACCCCUCAAAGUGCCAGCUGCUCCAGGUCAACCGGGAUACUCUGUUCUCUUUCCACCCUGUUUCAGAGAAGUUCUUGCAGCAGAUGAUGGCGCUUUAUGUUGCCAGUCACUACAAAAAUACCCCCAACGAUCUUCAGCUCAUGAGUGAUGCACCCGCACACCAGCUCUACGUGCUUGUUCCUCCAAUUGACGAGGAAGCUACGAAGCUGCCAGAGCCACUCUGUGUUAUCCAGGUUGCUCUUGAGGGUCGCAUCAGCAGACAGAGCGUUCUCAACAGCCUUAGCCGUGGUCAGAGAGCCGGUGGUGACCUGAUCCCCUGGUUGGUUAGCCAGCAGUUCCAGGAUGAAGACUUUGCCAGCCUCUCGGGUGCUCGAAUUGUUCGUAUUGCCACAAACCCCGAGUAUGUAGGCAUGGGAUACGGUUCACGUGCCAUGGAGCUCCUCGUUGAUUUCUUCGAGGGCAAGUUCACUAGCCUGGAUGAGAAUAUGACUGCUCCCCAGGAAGAGAUGGUCCGUGUUACAGAUGAAGAGCUCGCGAACUCGAGCCUCCUGGACGACAAUGUGCACGUUCGGGAUAUUCGCACUAUGCCUCCUCUAUUUGGAAAGCUGACCGAACGCCGUCCUGAUGCCCUUGACUACGUUGGUGUUAGCUACGGCUUGACCCCCUCACUCCACAAGUUCUGGAAGCGCACUUCGUUCCACCCGGUCUACCUGCGUCAAACCCCCAACGAACUUACAGGAGAGCACUCGUGUGUGAUGCUUCGCACUCUGGCUGCUGGUACGAACGAUGCUGGUUGGUUGGGAUCUUUCUCCCGUGACUUCCACCGCCGAUUCCUUGCUCUGCUCUCUUACCAGUUCCGCCAAUUCCCCUCGGUCCUCUCUUUGAGCAUUUGUGAAUCUGCCAACGCUGGUGCUAAGCUUGACACGACUGCCGUGCUGCGCAGCUUGAAGAAGGCUGAUCUUGAUGCCGCUUUCUCGCCUUUCGACUUGAAGCGUCUUGACAGUUACGCAAAUAACCUCCUCGACUACCACGUCAUUCUAGAUAUGAUUCCUCUCAUCGCAGAGUACUACUUUUCCAAUCGUUUGGCUGGCAAAGUGAGCCUGUCAGGUGUUCAGCAGUCAAUCCUUCUGGCCAUUGGUUUGCAACGCAAGAGCCUGGAUGACGUCGAGAAGGAGCUAAACCUCCCCGCUCCCCAGCUCCUUGCCAUGUUCCUCAAGAUCAUGCGCAAGGUAUCCACUCACUUCCGUGGUAUCGUUGAGGGUGCCGUGGCCGAGUCUAUGCCCGCAGAAAAAGCCCCUGUCGAACCUGCAGGUGGUGCCCAUGAUGACGAUAUCAUUGAGGACCGUUUCAAGCCGUUGGAUAUCGGUCUGGACGAGGAGCUCAAGGAGGGUGGUCAGCAGAUUGACGACGAGAUGCGCGAGAAGCAGCGUGCGCUGAUCGAUUCUCUUCCCUUGGACAAAUACGCAAUUGAUAGUGGUUCCGCAGCCUGGGAAGACGCUGAGAAGCAAAUCCGCAACGGCGGUGCUGCUACUGUCAGUGUGAAGUCCAAGCCGUCGAAGCGAAAGAAGGGCGAGACCGCUCGUGAGCUGUUCGACAAGGAGGUCGACGCAAAGAGACAAAAGAUGAUCAAGAAGGGCACUGAGGGCCGCAGCAAAAAAUAG